Dipodomys spectabilis (banner-tailed kangaroo rat) is the source of this 828-nucleotide messenger RNA. RefSeq names its product vomeronasal type-1 receptor 4-like. Gene Ontology annotation, biological process: G protein-coupled receptor signaling pathway. Gene Ontology annotation, molecular function: pheromone receptor activity. Gene Ontology annotation, cellular component: membrane. The record is from RefSeq and is a predicted model, not a curated record. Bases 1 to 828 code for a protein of 275 amino acids. Lineage: Eukaryota; Metazoa; Chordata; Mammalia; Rodentia; Heteromyidae. The transcript has 2 exons.
AUGGGGAACUCCCUGCUCUCCAUACUCUAUCUGUACAUGUUUUUAUUCCAACGUCAGCUGAAGAAGCCCAUCGAUGCCAUUUUCAUGCACCUGACUGUGGUCAACAUCCUGAACCUCACCUUCACAAUGUUGCCAGACAUCAUAGCAUGCUUUGGAAUCCAGCGAUUUCUGAACGAUGUGGGUUGCAAGGCGGUGAUGUACUUCUUAAGAGUCACCCGGGGACUGUCCAUCUGUACCACCUCACUCCUCAGUGCUUUUCAGGCCAUCACCAUCAGCUCCAGCCAUGCCCAAUGGGUGUGGCUUAAAUCUAAGUCUUCAGUGUGGAUUUUCCCUUCUUUCCUCUUCUUCUGGGUCAUCAAUAUGGUCAUCUAUGUCCCGGUCAUUACAGCUAUGAAAGCCAAAAGCAAUUUCACUUUGGUUGGUCCCGGGAUGUCCAAUGCAUAUUGUGAGACUCGGCGGAUAGAAGACAAUAGAUCAUGGUAUUUCAUAUCUAUCUUAUUAGUUCGAGAUCUCGUGUUUGUUAUCCUCAGGAUCACCACCAGCCUUCAUAUGGUGACCCUCCUGUACCGACACCACAAGACAGCCCGGCACCUCCACAGUCCCAGGCUUGCUUCCCAGCCAGCACCUGAGAACAAGGCCACCCACACCAUCUUACUGUUAGUCAGCUGUUUUGUGUUCUUCUAUUGCUCCAACAAUAUCUCAACCUUUUAUUCCUUUUACACCGCUGUGAAAAUCCCAAAAAUGGAUCACUCUAAGAAUGCUGGUCGUCCAGUGGCAAAGCAAUAUCCAGCCAAUGAGGAGCAGGAUGUAGCCAGUGUCAAAGGAUAG